AUGGACCGUGCUUCCACGGACAAUGCUGUCCAUGACUUGGGUAACCAAUGUGGCAAUGGUCGCCAGUUUCAGUCUGGUCACCACAUCUAUUCUGUCAGAGGCAACGUGGCAGUAUUUUACUGCAACUAUGUCACCAUCGCCAACUCGCCUCCUCCUUUUGGGGUAUGGGGCACGCCCCAGACUUGCUACGGCGACAGAGUCUGGAACAUUAUUGUCGGUGACAUCAGCAGGAAAUGCGGCUCGUUCAAGCCUGGCUGGAGCGAGGACUUUUAUGCUAAGCAGAAGAAUUCUGUUGGCUACCACGAAGUUGGCGGGGUCAAGACCUUCUGUGGUGAGGGGCACUUUUAA
Messenger RNA from Fusarium proliferatum ET1, 348 nucleotides. RefSeq lists its product as uncharacterized. The record is from RefSeq and is a predicted model, not a curated record. Bases 1 to 348 code for a protein of 115 amino acids. NCBI's taxonomy places the organism in Eukaryota, Fungi, Ascomycota, Sordariomycetes, Hypocreales, Nectriaceae. The transcript has a single exon.